Nematolebias whitei (Rio pearlfish) is the source of this 1636-nucleotide messenger RNA. Its product is annotated as cleavage and polyadenylation specificity factor subunit 3. Gene Ontology annotation, molecular function: 5'-3' exonuclease activity; RNA endonuclease activity; RNA binding. Gene Ontology annotation, cellular component: mRNA cleavage and polyadenylation specificity factor complex. The record is from RefSeq and is a predicted model, not a curated record. NCBI's taxonomy places the organism in Eukaryota, Metazoa, Chordata, Actinopteri, Cyprinodontiformes, Rivulidae. Gene Ontology annotation, biological process: mRNA 3'-end processing by stem-loop binding and cleavage.
CUUUUCCAGCAGAAACCCGGAAGUGACGAUUAGAGAAAAACUUGUGGGUCCCUUGGAGAAAGGGAUGAGCGUGUUUGUUUGUUUCUUGUCUUGUUGUUUAUCGCUGUAAACAUGGCAGCCAAACGUAAAGUAGACGUGACGGUCCCCGCCGAGGAGAGCGACCAGCUGCUGAUCCGCCCGCUAGGAGCCGGACAGGAAGUGGGUCGAUCCUGCAUCAUCCUGGAGUUCAAGGGGAGGAAGAUCAUGCUGGACUGUGGGAUCCAUCCUGGUCUGGAGGGGAUGGAUGCGCUGCCCUACAUCGACCUGAUCGAUCCAGCUGAGAUCGACCUGCUGCUCAUCAGCCACUUCCACCUGGACCACUGUGGAGCUCUGCCCUGGUUCCUGCAGAAGACCAGCUUCAAGGGCCGGACCUUCAUGACGCACGCCUCCAAGGCCAUCUACCGCUGGCUGCUGUCGGACUACGUUAAAGUCAGCAACAUCUCAGCCGACGACAUGCUGUACACGGAGACGGACCUGGAGGACAGCAUGGAGAAGAUCGAGACCAUCAACUUCCACGAGGUCAAGGAGGUGGCGGGCAUCAAGUUCUGGUGCUACCACGCCGGGCACGUCCUCGGAGCCGCCAUGUUCAUGAUCGAGAUCGCCGGCGUCAAACUGCUGUACACCGGAGACUUCUCCCGGCAGGAGGACCGGCACCUGAUGGCAGCAGAGAUCCCCAGCGUCAAACCGGACAUCCUCAUCACGGAGUCCACCUACGGGACGCACAUCCACGAGAAGCGGGAGGAGCGGGAGGCUCGGUUCUGCAACACGGUGCACGACAUCGUGAACAGGGAGGGCCGCUGUCUGAUCCCCGUGUUCGCGUUGGGCCGAGCUCAGGAGCUGCUGCUCAUCCUGGACGAGUACUGGCAGAACCACCCGGAGCUCCACGACAUUCCCAUCUACUACGCCUCGUCUCUGGCCAGGAAGUGCAUGGCGGUCUACCAGACCUACAUCAACGCCAUGAACGACAAGAUCCGCAAGGCCAUCAACGUCAACAACCCGUUCGUCUUCAAGCACAUCAGCAACCUGAAGAGCAUGGAUCACUUCGACGACAUCGGGCCCAGCGUGGUGAUGGCGUCCCCCGGGAUGAUGCAGAGCGGCCUGUCCAGAGAACUGUUCGAGAGCUGGUGCACGGACCGGAGGAACGGCGUCAUCAUCGCCGGAUACUGCGUGGAGGGAACGCUGGCUAAGCACAUCAUGACGGAACCGGAGGAGAUCGUCACCAUGUCGGGUCAGAAGCUGCCCCUGAAGAUGUCCGUGGACUACAUCUCCUUCUCCGCUCACACCGACUACCAGCAGACCAGCGAGUUCAUCCGAGCGCUCAAGCCUCCUCACGUGAUUCUGGUGCACGGCGAGCAGAACGAGAUGGCCCGGCUGAAGGCGGCUCUGAUCCGCGAGUACGAAGACAACGACGAGGUCCACAUCGAGGUGCACAACCCGAGGAACACGGAGGCCGUCACGCUCAACUUCAGAGGAGAGAAGCUGGCCAAGGUGAUGGGCUCACUCGCAGACAAGAAGUGCUCUCAGGAUCAGCGGGUCUCCGGGAUCCUCGUCAAGAGGAACUUCAACUACCACAUCCUGACACCGUCGGACCUGUCGA